Molecule: messenger RNA, 3028 nt
Organism: Pogona vitticeps (central bearded dragon)
Lineage: Eukaryota; Metazoa; Chordata; Lepidosauria; Squamata; Agamidae
Source: RefSeq, a predicted model, not a curated record
UGCCGCCGCCGCCGGUUGCUUUUGCUGCUGCUGCCGCCGCCGCCGCCGAGCUCGGCGCAUCCUCCUUCCCGAGCGGCUGGACCCGAUGGGCAUCGCAGCCUGGCCGGCCAGUCUCCGCUUCGGCCAUCCCGACCCCCCCGCUGGACCGUGGCUGCCGCUUGCCUUCUGCGGGAGGCGCCCCCUGCGAGCGGAGGGCUCCUACUGUAAGAUGUAGAAUGCUCCCGGUGCUGAGAGCCAAGCGGCAGCAGCCUCUCCUCUGGCCCGGGAAUGCCGAGCCCCCAGCGCCUCCCUGGAUUUGGAUGGUCCCGAACGCCUCUGGGCUCCUUCGGAUUGGGGCCGCCGCUAGAGUGGGGCCCCCUCCCCACCCUCUGCUGCUUUCCUCACCCCCUCAUCAUCCUCCCCCUCCGCCUCCCCCGCCGCCUCCUCCUGCGCCGUUGAUCCAGGGGGUUUCAAGCUGGCAACUUCCCUGCGAUCCUUUCCUGCCCUUGAUGGCACCCGAGCACCCUUCCACCGUGCAUCAGCUGCCCUUUCUGAAUGGACAGUGGAUGUUUGGAGCUCAUUCUCCAGUCAUAGGAUUUUCACCUUCUUCAAAUGUGGAAUUUGUUCCUCUUUUUCCUCACGUAUACACAACAACUGCUCCACCCCAUUCUGGGAAAAGUUGGAUAGAAAAAAGACUACCAAACUGCAAGAUCUAUUUAAACAAUGCAUUCGCUCUGGAUUCAGCCUGGAUACAUCCCGAGGAACUACGAAUUUACCAGGGACAUGAGAAGCCUUUUGUUACAACAAAUCAAGUUGCGGUGGCAUUAUCUAGGCCAGCUACUACUCCAAGGCCUGUUCCAGCAGUGGUAUUAACACCCCAGCCUAUUCCAGGUGGUUGUCUGAAGCAAGCUGGCAGCAACCAGACCAUUGCCUUUGCAGCAGCCAUGUUGUCAGUUGAUGCAGACAGCCCUCAGGGACCAUCAACAAGUGUCCAGCCAUGCCAUGUGCUGACUUUGUCACCCAUCAAAAUACCACUUUUGACGGCACCUUUCCAAGGUGCUGCUUCUAGAAUGGAGACUCGUGUGACUCCUCUGAUGCCAGCUCAAGUCACCAGGGUGGCAUGUGUGGACUCACCAUUCAGCGUGUGAUUUAGUGGGUCUACUUUAGUUGACAGAAGUGUUGCAGAUAAAGGCAAAGAAUCAAAGAGGACCUCCUGCCCACCAACUCUGAUUUUACAUACUGAAAUGAAAAAUAAGCCAACAGAGAGUGAUGACGAGAAGAAUCAUCCCUUAAAACUACUCGCAGAUGAUGGUUCGAAUGGCAACAAACCAGUGGCAUCCACUCCAGUACCAGGAUCUCCAUGGUGUGUAGUCUGGACUGGAGAUGACCGAGUCUUCUUCUUCAACCCUACAAUGCAGUUGUCAGUGUGGGAGAAACCGGUGGAUCUAAAGAAUCGUGGUGAUAUAAACAGAAUCAUUGAAGACCCACCUCAUAAACGCAAACUGGAAACUUCAGCAACAGAUAAAAGUGAUGGCUCUUAUCCUGAGGAUAUAAAUGAUGACAACUGUACCAAAACAAAGAGAAAUAAACUGGAAGAUCCUCAAAGCGCUGAGCUAGACAAUGUCAAAGUGGAAGAGAAAAAUGUGAAAGCCUCGGAACAUCAGAUUAUGCUUCCUUUGGAAGAACGUAUUACCCAUUUUCGAGAUAUGCUUCUGGAAAGAGGGGUCUCUGCAUUUUCUACAUGGGAAAAAGAGUUACACAAAAUAGUCUUUGAUCCACGUUAUCUUCUACUGAACUCAGAAGAACGUAAACAGAUAUUUGAGCAGUUUGUCAAGACUCGAAUUAGAGAAGAAUACAAGGAAAAGAAAAAUAAGCUACUACUAGCCAAAGAGGAAUUUAAAAAGCUGCUAGAGGAAUCUAAAUUGUCACCAAGGACAACAUUUAAGGAAUUUGCAGAGAAAUAUGGUACAGAUCAACGGUUUCGACUCGUGCAGAAGAAGAAAGACCAAGAGCAGUUUUUUAACCAAUUCAUACUUAUCCUUAAAAAGAGAGACAAAGAGAACAGAAUAAGGCUGCGGAAAAUGAGAUAAAAAGGAAAUCUGCCAUAAGAAUGCAAGUCAAAUACUGUGGAAUCUACAGUGGAGGAAGUGAAUGGCAUGCAUUUUUGUGUCUUUUUUUUUUAGUUUCAAAACCCGGUGAUGUAAAGAAAAUCCAGAUAACUCGAAGAGCCUCCUGUGCACAGGAAGACUCUGUGAAAAGUUCAAGGCUGUGUUGCAGAAAUCUGCGGGAUAUUUCAUUCUCAGUGACUUAAUGUUUCAUAUUGAAGCUCUCUUUUGUACAACAUUCAAGUUUGAUGCAUUUCUAAUUAUCAUGAUAUGUCAGCCCCUUAAUUGUUUUAAUUAUGCAAAUUACUUGUAAUAUACACAAAUUUGAAAUCCAGUGUGAUUUGUAAUUAAGCAGAAGCAGAUGUCAUCCAUAGCACUCGCAAGACUUUUUUUAACCAUUUAAGAAUUACAUAUAUAAAUAUAUCUAUAAGGCUGUACUCCUGUGCACACUUACUUGAGCGUAAGUACCAUUGAACACAUGGAAACUUAAUUCCAAGUGAAUGUGCUCAGGAUUCUGCCACACAGCAAUGUUUUGACAACUUUGUACAUUAAACAUAAAUGGUUCAAAGGUCCAGUGGUAUUGAGGAUAUCAUUACUCAGUGUUCAUAGGUCUAAGUCUAGUUUUCUGAGCAGUAGUAGUAAUAGGGUAUUUACUGUAAAUCAUAGUGAAGAGUGUGAAAACCUUGGCAUUUUUUCCUGUAGAACAAUGUAUAAAUCUUUUUUAAAAAUGCUUUGUAAGUAAAUUAUUUGGGAUGAUGCUCGAAGCACACUGAAAAGAGCAGCACUUCUCUACUAAAAGCUACCAUAAAGAAGUUAUUUUGUAAACUCAUCCUACUAAUAUUUGAGUUAUUUUUAUUGUAUGCGGAGAGUUUGCAUGAGAUUAGUCUCAUCUUUGUACAGACAAAUAUUUUAACUUUUUUUUAAUUAAUAAAUAUUUUAAGACU